GUGGGUUCUGCUCUUUCCGAUGACGCAGGACAAUCUGGGUCGAUAGAAAAUGUUGGUCUGGACGAAGCUGUCGAUGGUCAUGGACAUGGGACAUUUGUGGCCGGUGUAAUAGCCGCGACCGCUAGUUUCUCAAAAUCCCCCUCAGUGUUGGAAGUCCUGCUUCCAGCCAGACACAGUUCACGAUCUGAUUCGAGUUCGUGUCCCCCACCGGGUCUCGCUCCACAGGCGGAUCUCUACAUCUUUCGCGUGUUCACUGACGCUCAGGUUUCCUACACCUCGUGGUUUUUGGACGCGUUCAACUAUGCCAUUUCACGCGGACUACAU
This is a messenger RNA of Echinostoma caproni, 324 nucleotides long. The record is from the annotation of a GenBank genome assembly. Lineage: Eukaryota; Metazoa; Platyhelminthes; Trematoda; Plagiorchiida; Echinostomatidae.